AAGUGGAGGCCGAAAAGGGAGAAACAUCCGAAAAAAAAUCAAGCAGAAGAUUGAGCUGCUGAUGUCAGUUAACUCUGAGAAGUCGUCCUCUUCAGAAAGGCCGGAGCCUCAACAGAAAGCUCCCUUGGUUCCUCCACCCCCGCCCCCUCCACCGCCACCGCCUCUGGCAGACCCUGCGCCCCCGGAGCCAGAGGAGGAGAUCCUGGGGUCAGACGAUGAGGAGCAGGAGGACCCCGCAGACUACUGCAAAGGUGGCUAUCAUCCAGUGAAAAUUGGAGACCUCUUCAAUGGCCGGUAUCAUGUUAUUAGGAAGCUAGGAUGGGGACACUUCUCUACUGUCUGGCUGUGCUGGGAUAUGCAGGGAAAAGGAUUUGUUGCAAUGAAAGUUGUAAAAAGUGCCCAGCAUUAUACAGAGACAGCCUUGGAUGAAAUAAAAUUGCUCAAAUGUGUUCGAGAAAGUGAUCCCACUGACCCAAAUAAAGACAUGGUGGUACAGCUAAUCGAUGACUUCAAAAUUUCAGGCAUGAAUGGAAUACAUGUCUGCAUGGUCUUCGAAGUGCUUGGCCACCAUCUCCUCAAGUGGAUCAUAAAAUCCAACUACCAAGGCCUCCCAGUACGUUGUGUGAAGAGCAUUAUUCGACAGGUCCUUCAGGGGUUAGAUUAUCUACACAGUAAGUGCAAGAUCAUUCAUACUGACAUAAAGCCGGAAAACAUCUUGAUGUGCGUGGACGAUGCAUAUGUGAGAAGGAUGGCAGCCGAGGCCACUGAGUGGCAGAAAGCGGGCGCUCCUCCUCCUUCGGGGUCUGCAGUGAGUACUGCUCCACAGCAAAAACCUAUAGGAAAAAUAUCUAAAAACAAAAAGAAAAAACUGAAAAAGAAGCAGAAAAGGCAGGCUGAGUUAUUGGAAAAGCGCCUGCAGGAAAUAGAAGAAUUGGAGCGAGAAGCUGAAAGGAAAAUAAUAGAAGAAAACGUCACAUCAGCUGUACCUUCCAAUGAGCAAGAUGAUGAAUACCACCCAGAGGUGAAACUAAAAACAGCAGGAUUAGAGGAGGCAGCCGAGGGUGAGACUGCGAAUAACAACGGUGAAGCUGAGGACCAGGAGGAGAAAGAAGACACUGAGAAAGAAAACACUGAGAAAGAUGAAGACGAUGUUGAACAGGAACUCGCAAACGUAGACCCUACUUGGAUAGAAUCACCCAAAACCAAUGGCCAUAUUGAGAAUGGCCCCUUCUUACUGGAACAGCAGCUGGAUGAUGAAGACGAUGAUGAGGAAGAUUGCCCAAACCCCGAGGAAUAUAACCUCGAUGAGCCGAAUGCAGAGAGUGAUUACACAUAUAGCAGCUCCUACAAACAAUUCAAUGGUGAAUUGCCAAAUGGACGACAUAAAAUUUCUGAGUCCCAGUUUCCAGAGUUUUCCACAUCCUUGUUCUCUGGGCCCUUAGAACCUGUGGCUUGUGGCUCUGCACUUUCUGAGGGAUCCCCGCUUACCGAGCAUGAGGAAAGCAGUCCAUCCCAUGACAGAAGCAGGACAGUUUCAGCCUCCAGCACUGGGGAUUUGCCAAAAACAAAGACCCGGGCAGCCGACCUGUUGGUGAAUCCCUUGGACCCACGGAAUGCAGAUAAAAUUAGAGUUAAAAUUGCCGACCUGGGAAACGCUUGUUGGGUGCAUAAACACUUCACAGAAGACAUCCAGGCGCGUCAGUAUAGAUCCAUAGAGGUUUUAAUAGGAGCAGGUUACAGUACCCCUGCUGACAUUUGGAGUACGGCGUGUAUGGCAUUUGAGCUGGCAACGGGAUAUUAUUUGUUUGAACCGCAUUCUGGGGAAGACUAUUCCAGAGACGAAGACCACAUAGCCCACAUCAUAGAGCUGCUAGGCAGUAUCCCAAGGCACUUUGCUCUAUCUGGAAAAUAUUCUCGGGAAUUCUUCAAUCGCAGAGGAGAGCUGCGACACAUCACCAAGCUGAAGCCCUGGAGCCUCUUUGAUGUACUUGUGGAAAAGUAUGGCUGGCCCCAUGAAGAUGCUGCACAGUUCACAGAUUUCCUGAUCCCAAUGUUAGAAAUGGUUCCAGAAAAACGAGCCUCAGCUGGCGAAUGCCUUCGGCAUCCUUGGUUGAAUUCUUAGCAGAUUCUGCACACACGCAUUCUGAGCUGGCACAUGUUGUCCAGUGCAUUGGCCCUAAAGGGGGACUCUCGUUCUUAACAGGAUUACAAGUGAGCUGGCUUCAUCCUCAGACCUUUUAUUUUGCUUUGAGGUACUGUCGUUUGACAUUUUGCUUUUUGUGCACUGUGAUCCUGGGGAAGGGCGAUCUUUUGUCUUCAGCUUAGUAGUUACUGACCCACUUUACUUCUGGAAACAAUAACAUGUCUCUAAGCAUUGUUUCUUGUGUUGUGUGACAUUCAAAUGUCAGUUUUUUUGAACGAAAAAUACUUUCCUCCUUGUGUU
Molecule: messenger RNA, 2443 nt
Organism: Balaenoptera ricei (Rice's whale)
Lineage: Eukaryota; Metazoa; Chordata; Mammalia; Artiodactyla; Balaenopteridae
Product: SRSF protein kinase 2
Exons: 1
Coding region: 62-2122 (686 amino acids)
Biological process (GO): spliceosomal complex assembly; protein phosphorylation; regulation of mRNA processing
Molecular function (GO): protein kinase activity; ATP binding
Source: RefSeq, a predicted model, not a curated record